AUGUUCUUGCAAACGCAACGAUUCACUGGAGGAUUGUUUCUGGUGUUCUUACUUUCCUCCACUUUGGGUGUUUUUGCCGAAAACGAUCCUUUUCUAUCGAGCGACUACAAUGACGACGAGUGUGGAAAACGGUUAACUCAACGGGAGGGUUUAGUGAAGGCUGGUUAUGCAACACGUCCCGGAGACUGGCCCUGGCACGUGGCGCUCUAUCAGCGGGGAGUGAACAGUGAUGGAUUCGAAUAUGCGUGUGGUGCCAGCAUAGUGCAUCGGUAUCUACUCUUAACAGCAGCGCACUGCGUUACGUUCGCGGCUAGCCGCAGAUUGAUACCUACCGAAAAUUUGCUCCUUAAGAUGGGCCGUUUCAACCUUUCCAACGAAGUCGAAGAGCACGCGGAAGAGUUUAACGUAAUCGAAACGAUUGUGCACGCGGGCUUCCGGCCGACCACUUUCGAGAACGACAUUGCUAUUCUACGAGUGGAAAUUCCAAUGAUCUUCAAUGAUUUCAUCCAACCCGUAUGUCUGUGGAAGCGCGAUGAUGGACACGUUUUGCCAAACGUUUACCAGCAACCGGGUACAGUCGUCGGAUGGGGUCUUAACGAUGAGAAUCGCUAUGAGUCAGCCUUGAAUGAGGCUCGAAUGCCGGUGGUCGAUUCGUUAACUUGUCUGGAAAGUGAUCGUACGUUCUUUGGCCGACUUCUUUAUUCAAAGGCCUACUGCGCUGGCUUCAAAAAUGGUACUGGCGUCUGCAAUGGAGAUAGUGGUGGCGGUAUGUUUUUCCAGUUUCAAAAUCGGUGGUACCUCAAAGGGCUGGUAUCGUUUAGCAAUACGAUCGAUUCUACUAAUGUGUGCAACUUAAAGCAAUACAUCGGAUUUACCGAUGUCGCUCAGUAUAUCGAUUGGUUAUAUGAAAAUACGCCAAACAGUGGAAUCGAUGAUCCGAUACUCGGUCACCCCAACAUUCGGCUUAUCAAUCAGGGCAAAUGCGGCCAAAACCAACAUGUGUACGAGUUCGCAGAGGAACGCAAGCCGAUUCUCAAGCAAUAUCCAUGGAUGGUGACGGUACGCCACCCGUUCGCUAACUCCGAAUACGUUCCGUGUAACGGCGUAUUAUUAAACCGAAACUACAUCCUUACGACAAAUUGUGUUGAUUUGCAGGAUUUUAUUAGUGUGACUCUCGGUGAUUAUGACACGAGUAAAACAAAGGACUGCGCAAUGGUGGAUGGAAGAAAUGAGUGCAUCUCGGUGGUGCAGACGGUGUCUGUUGGGCAGCUAUACCGCAAGGAUAACUUAAUUCUUGCCCGACUCACCAUUCCCGCCGUCAUUGGUCUACGAGACCACAUUCAAGCGAUCUGCCUCCCAGUAACACCACAGCAGAGAAGCCGCUUGUAUAACCGCUAUAUCAUGACAGGAUGGAAGGAGAGUGGAUCCGAUUCGACCAUAAUGCAGCGUGCCUUGCUGGAUGUAGUUGAUACGAACACAUGUCGAAGCGAAUUUCAAGCUGCCAGAGGGGCUUCCGAUGCUUCCACGCAAAUUGAUGGAAAAAUAAUUUGCGCUCGAAAUCCCGUGAAUCGUUCUAGAUCGCCAAAUUGUAAUGAUUAUCAACAAGGCUCAGCCAUACAAGCGAUAGAGAAGAAAUCGAACCGAUAUUUGCUGUACGGGUUGCAAACUAGUAUUAGUUAUUGUUCCAAACCAGAAAAAUACAUUGCCAUCUCCAAGUAUCUGGAGUGGAUACUGGAUAAUAUAAGAGGAUGAAAUUGAUCGUUAAAUAAAUAAGUGAUUAUUUCAAUAAUAAUAUACUAAAUAUAUGUGGUAAAUAAAACAUGUAAACAAUCGGAUUAAUCUGAAGGAUCAAUGGGUAAUAUAGUACAUACAUAUUUUAAACUAAUUUUAAAAUCGUACUGAAAGGAAUGCAAAAGUCACGAUAAUGUAUGUAAUAAUGUAUGAUGUUAUAAAAAAGUUUUCAUAAACUAAAAUUGAAACGAUUUCAAUGUAUAAAAUGUAUCA
Anopheles nili is the source of this 2004-nucleotide messenger RNA. Its product is annotated as polyserase-2-like. Gene Ontology annotation, molecular function: serine-type endopeptidase activity. The transcript is spliced from 3 exons. The record is from RefSeq and is a predicted model, not a curated record. Gene Ontology annotation, biological process: proteolysis. Bases 1 to 1752 code for a protein of 583 amino acids. NCBI's taxonomy places the organism in Eukaryota, Metazoa, Arthropoda, Insecta, Diptera, Culicidae.